UUAUCUAUCUCCGUUCUCCUUUACUAGCGAGACAAAUAGGAAGAAAAAACUAAAUUAAACAAGAAACACAAAAACGAAAAAAAAAAAGUAAAAUUGAAAAAAAAAAAAGGAAAAAAUUUAUAGUCAAGAUAAUGAAAAUCAAAGCUUCAGAGGAAUAGGUGAACCUAAAGCUGUGAAUCACAAUCAACAGAUCUUCAACUGACUCCCUCAAAUGGCGGCGCCAUUUACGGACGGAGGUGGCGGAGGAGGGGGCGUGGCGGUAAUGGCAGGACCGGUGAAUCCAAUCGACGCUUCUACACAAUCCAAAACUUGUUUGAAGAACUCGGCCUUGAAAUCGCCGAUUCUUAUCUUUUUGUUCUUCCACAAGGCGAUUAAGUUAGAGCUCGAUGGGCUCCACCGUGCCGCCAUGGCCUUCGCCACCAAUUUAGACACCGGUGGUGAUAUUAGUAGCUUGUUGGAGCGCUAUCACUUCCUUCGCGAGAUUUACAAGCACCACUGCAAUGCGGAGGACGAGGUUAUCUUUCCAGCUCUUGAUAUACGUGUGAAGAAUGUGGCACGGACUUACUCCCUUGAGCAUGAGGGGGAGAGUUUUCUUUUUGAUCAAUUAUUUCAGUUGCUGAAUUCUAGUAUGAGAAAUGAGGAAAGUUACCGGAGGGAGUUAGCCUCUUGUACAGGAGCCCUUCAGACAUCCAUUAGCCAGCAUAUGUCCAAGGAAGAGGAACAGGUCUUUCCGUUGCUUAUUGAGAAAUUUUCAUUCGAAGAGCAGGCAUCAUUGGUUUGGCAGUUUCUGUGCAGUAUUCCUGUCAAUAUGAUGGCUGAGUUUCUUCCAUGGCUCUCCUCCUCUAUAUCAUCUGAUGAACAUCAGGAUAUGGACAAGUGCUUGUGCAAGAUAAUUCCUAAGGAAAAACUUCUUCAGCAAGUUAUAUUUGCCUGGAUGAAAGGAGGAAAAGCAUCUCAUAAUAGUUGUGAAGAUAAUUUGAAGGCUACAUGUCAAAACACUGGGUCUGGUGCCUUGGUCUGUGAAACUGACAUGGGACCUUGUGCUUGGGAAUCUACCAAAACUGGUAAAAGGAGAUAUGUGGAGAUGAGUUGUGAUGCUACCAAUUCUUCUUUGUCCUGUCCUAUAGAUGAAAUCUUGCUUUGGCAUAAUGCUAUAAAAAGUGAGUUAAAUGAUAUAGCUAAGGCCGCUAGGAAGAUUCAACUUUCUGGAGAUUUUUCUGACCUGUCUGCAUUCAACAAGAGGCUGCAGUUUAUUGCAGAAGUCUGUAUAUUUCAUAGUAUUGCUGAGGAUAAAGUCAUAUUCCCUGCUGUAGAUGCAGAACUCUCAUUUGCUCAGGAGCAUGCAGAAGAAGAAAUUCAAUUUGACAAGCUGAGGUGCCUGAUAGAAAGUAUUCAAAGUACUGGAGCCAACUCAUCUUCUGCUGAAUUCUAUACAAAAUUGUGCUCACAGGCUGAUCUAAUAAUGGCCAGCAUACAGAAGCACUUCCACAAUGAGGAAGUUCAGGUUCUUCCACUUGCUCGGAAACAUUUUAGCUCCAAAAGACAGAGAGAACUUCUAUAUCAGAGCUUAUGUGUGAUGCCAUUGAAAUUGAUUGAAUGUGUCUUACCAUGGUUGGUAGGAUCACUGAGUGAAGAAGCAGCUAGAUCUUUUCUUCAAAAUAUGUAUAUGGCAGCUCCAGCAUCAGAUUUGGCCUUAGUUACACUUUUUUCUGGUUGGGCAUGCAAAGGUCAUUCUAGGAAUGUGUGCUUAUCUUCAAAUGCGAUUGGUUGUUGUCCUGCAAGAAUGGCAGGAAGCAAAGAAGAUAUCAAACAAACAUCCUGCUCGUGCUCCCAUAAUUUUUCUGCUGAUGAAAAGCUUGCAUCUGUUCAAGAAGAUGAAACAGAUGAUGAUAGAAGGCCAGUCAAACGUGGAAAUUUGAUGCCAUUGGGGGAUUGUGAUGCCUGCUCUCCUACACGAUCUGUAAAUAAUCAUAAAUCAUCUUGUAGUAAUCAGUCUUGCUGUGUCCCUGGCUUAGGAGUGAAUGGCAGUAAUCUUGGCACUUCUCUAGCUGCUGCCAAAUCUCUUCGUUCCUUGUCUAUUGGUCCUUCUGCACCUUCUCUUAACUCCAGUCUUUUUAACUGGGAAACAGAUUUAAGCUCAGCAGACAUUGGAUGCACAUCACGACCUAUUGAUAAUAUAUUUAAAUUUCAUAAGGCCAUUCGGAAAGACUUGGAAUAUUUGGAUGUCGAAUCUGGAAAACUUAAUGAUUGCAAUGAGAGUUUCCUUAGACAGUUUACUGGUAGAUUUCGUCUGUUGUGGGGUUUGUAUAGAGCUCAUAGUAAUGCAGAGGAUGACAUAGUAUUUCCAGAAUUAGAAUCUAAAGAGACUCUUCAUAAUGUCAGUCAUUCUUACACUCUAGAUCACAAGCAGGAAGAGAAAUUAUUUGGAGAUAUUUCAUCUGCGCUUUCUGACCUUACACAACUACAUGAAUGUUUGAAUAUCAAUCUCUCUGAUGAUAUUACCAGAAGUGAAGCUGUGAGAAAGUACAAUGAGAAAGCCACUGAGCUUCAGGGCAUGUGCAAAUCUAUAAGAGUGUCACUAGAUCAACAUGUUUUCCGAGAAGAACUUGAGCUGUGGCCCUUAUUUGACAGACAUUUUUCUGUGGAGGAACAGGAUAAAAUUGUUGGUCGUAUAAUAGGUACUACUGGUGCAGAAGUACUUCAGUCAAUGCUCCCAUGGGUGACUUCUGCUCUUACUCAGGAGGAGCAGAAUAUAAUGAUGGACACAUGGAAGCAGGCUACCAGAAACACAAUGUUCAGUGAGUGGCUUAAUGAGUGGUGGGAAGGAUCUGCAGCAGCUUCACCCGCGGCAACAUCAGAGGGUUGUACGCCACUUGGCUCUGAUGUCCAUGAAAGCCUGGAUCACAGUGAUCAUACUUUUAAACCUGGGUGGAAUGAUAUUUUCCGAAUGAAUCAAAAUGAGCUGGAAGCAGAGAUAAGAAAAGUUUCUCGAGAUUCAACUCUUGACCCUAGAAGAAAAGCUUAUCUUAUUCAAAAUCUUAUGACCAGUCGCUGGAUUGCUUCUCAACAGAAGUCACUCCAAGCAAGAGAUAAUGAAAGUUCAAAUGGUGAAGAGAUCUUUGGCUGUUCUCCAUCAUUUCGGGAUCCAGAGAAACAAAUUUUUGGGUGUGAGCAUUACAAAAGGAAUUGCAAACUUCGUGCUGCCUGCUGUGGCAAGUUGUUUACAUGCAGGUUUUGCCAUGACAAAGUCAGCGACCAUUCAAUGGAUAGGAAGGCUACUACUGAAAUGAUGUGCAUGUGUUGCAUGAAAAUUCAACCUGUUGGGCCAUUUUGCACAACACCCUCCUGUGGUGGUUUCUCUAUGGCAAAGUAUUAUUGUCCCAUCUGCAAAUUUUUCGAUGAUGAAAGGGUUGUUUAUCAUUGCCCUUUCUGCAAUUUAUGCCGUGUUGGGAGGGGCCUUGGUGUUGAUUUUUUUCAUUGCAUGACAUGCAAUUGCUGCCUGGCGAUGAAGUUAGUGGAUCACAAGUGCCGAGAGAAAGGUCUGGAAACGAAUUGCCCCAUUUGCUGUGAUUUUUUGUUUACAUCAAGUGCGACUGUUAGAGCACUUCCUUGUGGCCACUUCAUGCAUUCUGCUUGCUUUCAGGCAUACACAUGCAGUCACUACAUCUGUCCGAUUUGUAGCAAAUCCUUGGGAGAUAUGGCGGUUUACUUUGGCAUGCUUGACGCACUUUUGGCUUCUGAGGAGCUUCCAGAAGAAUACAGGGAUCGCUGUCAGGAUAUCUUGUGUAAUGACUGUGAUAAGAAGGGGAAUGCACGCUUCCACUGGCUGUAUCACAAGUGUGGGUUCUGUGGAUCGUAUAAUACCAGGGUAAUCAAGGUCGAUAUGAUGACAAAUACCAACUGCUCAACCUCAAAUCAAUGAGUUUCCUUUGGUUGAUAUAGGUGUGUAAAUACCACAGAGCCACUGCCAAUUUACAUGGCUUUGUAAGUCACAUACCAGCACAUUAGGCAAUUCGAUUUUCCAAUAUAUAUAUUUUUUAAAUUUUUAAAUCA
Pistacia vera is the source of this 4053-nucleotide messenger RNA. Its product is annotated as zinc finger protein BRUTUS-like. Gene Ontology annotation, molecular function: zinc ion binding; ubiquitin protein ligase activity. The coding region runs from base 212 to 3922 and encodes 1236 amino acids. The record is from RefSeq and is a predicted model, not a curated record. Gene Ontology annotation, cellular component: nucleus. Gene Ontology annotation, biological process: ubiquitin-dependent protein catabolic process; protein ubiquitination. The transcript is spliced from 13 exons. NCBI's taxonomy places the organism in Eukaryota, Viridiplantae, Streptophyta, Magnoliopsida, Sapindales, Anacardiaceae.